AGCACUGAGAGGUUCAUAAAGGUGAUGUGAGACAAACUUUCCUUUUUGAAGACACAACAGAAAGAAUGCGUUGGACAAUAGUGCACCUAUUGUGCCUGAUGACACUCAGCUGUAUGUCUUGCUCUGAGGAUAAGACACCAUUUACUGUUUCCUGUCCAGACUACCAGAGGGCCUUUGGAGGCUCCUGCUAUGAAUUUGUGGAUCUCCAGCAUACAUUUUUCAGUGCGCAGGCUUGGUGUGAGCAGCGAGGGGGACAUCUUGGAUUUAUCCCAGAUGAAGAAACGCAAUACUUUCUUCAAAGACUUUUGAACCCCAAGAAGGAUGUGUGGCUUGGAGUGGCCGCCUCACUCCCUACAAACCUGCAAUAUUCUCCAACUGCUGAAGGUGCUCUCUCUUGGCUGGAUGGCUCACAUAUCAACUAUUCAAACUGGGUUAGAAACCCACAGCCAAGAGCAGGUUGUGGACACAUUCUAAGAGAUUCCGGCUUCCAAUGGCAGGCCACAGCAGACUGCAACAAAAAACUGCCUUUUAUCUGCCAGUUCGACUCUGGGAGAUCCAUUGUGUGUGGGGGUCGUAACACCACUCUGCAGUGUGGUUCUGGUCAAGUCUUAAUCAUAGAUGGCAGUUUCUAUGGUCGUAGGAACGUUCAUUACUGUCGAUCCCCGCUAACAAUAUCCACAAAAAAUCAGUGUAGCUGGGUGGAUGUUGCAGAAUCAAUAAAAGCUCGCUGCAAUAACCGUGAGGUCUGCCAGCUAAUUGCUAAUGUUGUGGACCUCUUUGGUGAACCCUGUCCUCAGAUGGGGAGUUACCUGUCUGUUGAUUACCACUGCAAAGAUGGGCUCAUGCUGUCAGUGAGUACUGUUGCUGCUGUGUUUGAUGAAGUCACCAUCCAGGUAAAGUGGCUCUUAUAUCCACCACAGGAAAAGCUUAGCUGCAAGCUGGGUACUGGAGAUGGCCAUGUUUUGUAUCUGCCUAAUUCAGAGAGGUUAGAGAGCAGCAAAGUGCACAUAUACACUUACCCUGGCACAUUUGUUGUGGAAGUUGAAUGCACCAGCAAGGGCAUACACAUUACAGCUCAAAGCGUAAUUACCAUUCAAGAGCCCAUCACAAUGUUUGGUGUCAUAAGGUGCUAUGCCGGGAAACAGUCUUUUCACUCCACUAACUGCAAAGCCCUUCACGGGGAGCCAUUUCAGAUUCAAAUGGAGCUAAAAGCAGGUACAAAUGUGACCUAUAGAAUGAAAAGAGAUAACGUUUUGUUGUCACGUUCAUUUGUGGUCAGAGGAAAUGUUCCGGAGAACAUCACAGUGUCGCCAGAAAUGAUUCAGCAGCAUGGCCUUGGAUGCCAUCAUCUGACACUUUAUGCUUCUAACAUGGUCACGUCUUCUGAAGUUUCUAUGAACAUGCAGGUGUGUGUGUUGGAGAAAGUAACCGGGCUUCAAGCCUCUGUGUUGACAGACGGUGAGGACUGUUUGGAUUCUAAGGAUGUAACAGUUGCUGUUACCCUCGAAAAAGGAACACCUGUGCUGCUGCGAUUCUAUGUGACUGGAAACAACAGAUCAUACUCUGAGACCAAAGAAUUGAAUGCGGGCAGGGACAUUUUUCACAUUGGACCCCCAAUUCAAGGAUCUGUACAAGUGAAAAUCAGAGCAUGGAAUGCCUUCUCCUCUAUAGAAGUGGAAGUGGACACGUUUGCUUUCUGUGUCCUGGAGUCAGUCAUCAAACAACAUCGUUAUAAUGACAUCUUGUUGACACCGCAAAAAAAACAUUUAAGAGUUGCCAGGGCUUCAAAAAAAAUUGAACUAAUUGCAAUAGCAACACCACCAGUAGUAAUACCUACCACAAUCACUCUUUCAACAAGUAAACAAUCAGAGGUUGACACCAACAAUAUAAGAUAUUGGUGGACAUGCACUGAGAAAUCGAAUCCCUGUGGAUGCGAUGGAGAAUUUGAGGGGCUGGAAUACACAAUUCAAGGAGACUGCCUACCAGCCCCUUUUCAAUAUUAUAAGUAUUAUUUCAAGGACACAGAUAAAGGAAAGCAAAAUAAAGAUGCGAAAAAGGGUGAAUCCAUAUGCAUCACCUUUACCCUUCCGCUGAACGAGCCAUCUUGGCUGAGUUUCACAUGUAUUCAAGGUUGUAAUCCAGUAAGGGAAAACACGGAUGCAAUCAUUAAAAUGACUUGCUCAGGAAAAACAUGUCCAACGGUUCUCUGGAACAUUCAGGCCCCAAGGGAAAAAGGCGAUUGGCCAGAAGAAAUUAAAGCCAUCGAUGACUGCUACAAAGAUACAUAUCCACUUAUAGAAACACAGAAUGGGAAUGUUGAAUACACUGUGAACCAAGAGAUUCUUGAAAAAGCUAAAAAAAAAAAACGGAAUGUCACUGUGGUGAUUACCUCUGUGGAUGUCAAUCGCAUUUACAAAGAAAUCAUCAUUAUUACAUCAAGAACACCAGAACGUGAUGACCAGAAUCCAGACGGCACAACAGCAGGAAAUGGAGACGGUGCAACAACCCCUGCUGGUCCCGCCUCUACGUCACCUGUGACCAUAAGUCAGAGUUCUAGAGCCCCUAACAACCCUAACAACCCUGCCACUGCUCCCACCAUUUCACCUGCCUCUAAAUCACCCAGCACUUUGAGUGGCCCUACUAUCACCCCUGUCAACCCUAUCUCACCCAUCUCAUCUACCACCCCUUACACCAAUGGUCCUGCCACAAAAUUACCUGGCACAGUUGGUGACAACACCGCCACACCUACCACUGCAAACCCCAGUGAUACAUCUCCACCAACCACCUACAACACCGAUAACCUUAAGUGUAGCAUAUCGCCGGAAAGUGGAACUAUACUUGAUGCUUUCGAUAUAACUUGCACUACUGAAAUUCCUUGUUCUGACUGUCAGUAUUGUUUUAAAGCUCAAGACGGUAAGCACCUUCUAUGCAGUAAUAACAAUGAAGUGAAGUCGGUCUUUCUUCCACUUGGAAACAGCAGUUACAACUACACCCUGAUUAUCAAAGCGACUGCAAUAAAUAGCAGCUAUGAAGCUAACACCACUAUAACUGCAGAGGUGCUGGAUUUUACAGAAGAUGACAGCUCUUCAGUAGAUGGUCUCAAUGCUGCAGUGGAUAAUGCUAUGGCACUGCUUAAGAAACAAGGUCUUCUAUCAGGAGAAUAUGUUGGGCAGAUAUUUAGUUCUGUGUCUAAGAAACUGAACAGUCAAUCUGAUGAAGCGAAUCAAGCUGAUAGGAAAAAGCUUCGCGAAAAGAUGAUGGCCAUAAUAACUGAUACAGUAAAAGAAGUUCCGAUCCAAACUCCGGAAGGAAUUCAGGUGAUAGCCAGAGGACUUGCUGCUCUCGUCCAGAGAGGCACUGAACUUAGCUCCUCUGCUCAGGAGAAUGCAUCAAUAUUGCUUGCAGACUUGAGCUCAUAUCUCUUACACAUGGAUGUGUACCAAAAUGGACAAAAUGUGAAUGAAAUGCAGGCUGCAGCAAGCACCAUUGUGGAAGGAGCAAGCAAUAUCCUAGAUUUUCCUUCCAAUAAAAAUGUCUCUGAUGCACUUCUUCUUGCUUUGAGCAAUACACAGAGUGCACUGUUAGCAUGUAUGGAUGAUAACAAGGGUCCAACUGUCAUCCAACAAGCUCAUAUUGCUUUGUUUGUUUAUAGAUCGACUAUGAGAAGUUUGCACACAGAUUCUAUACAUAUUCCCAACAGUUACGGCCCCAGCUUUUCUCUACCCGCGCUUCCCUCCAAUAUAUUGUCUUCAGAUGAACCUGUGGGUGUAGGAAUGCUAAGUAUGGACAAGAAUCCCUUUUCCUGGAAUAAGGGAGGGAACAUCAGUGGAAUAACAGCAGCUCUAUCCCUCACAACAACAAAUGGCUCUAGUAUCGCUGUGGAGAACUUAAGUGAGAAUAUUAAGAUUUUGUUGCCAAGGCCUGUUGGAGAGCAGGUGAACUCGUCAGUGUUACACCUGGGGAACUUCAGCACAAUGAUCAUAGAUGUUGCUUCAGCUGAUUCUACGCUGGUUUUAAAGAUGGUGCCCUCCAAUGAUCCUUUACCGUUCAAAAUCCUCCUUGGAUAUAUGGACUUCCCAACUGAAAUAAAUAAUGUUGCGAUGACGGAGAUGCCUCACGAUGGUGCAACACAAGAGGAGAGAUACACUUGGCUACUAGAACCAAAGGAUUUAAAGGGAAACACCGGAGUGCACUAUCUUGUAGUUAGGCCCAUUGUAGGACCUGGUAUAAAAUCCAUCAAUGCAACUUUAACAUUUACCUCCAUCAGUACUGCAUGUAGAUUUUGGGAUGAAUCAAAAUUGGAUUGGAGCACUGAUGGAUGCAAGGUUGGUGUUCAUAGCACACAUUUGGUCACAGAGUGCCUCUGCAACCACCUUACCUUUUUUGGGAGCUCUUUCUUUGUAACUCCCAACCUCGUUGACCCGUCACGCACUGCUGAGCUGUUUGCGAGUUUUGCCGAGAAUCCUUUGGUUGUCUGCUUUGUUGCGUCACUCUUUGGGGCCUAUCUCUUGGUGAUUGUGUGGGCCCGACGGAAAGACAUUAAAGACACGGUCAAGGUGAAGGUGACGGUGCUUGAUGACAACUACCCGAUGGAUGAGUACCGCUACCUGUUGAGUGUCAGCACUGGGCAUCGGAGAAAAGCCGCCACUUCCUCUGAGGUGACAAUCACGCUGAUGGGUUCAGAGGGAAGCAGUGAACCGCAUCAUCUAACGGACUCGAAGAAAUGUGUGUUUGAGAGAGGUGCGGUGGAUUUGUUCCUGCUAACUACGCCCUUUUCUCUGGGAGACCUGCAGGGUAUCAGACUAUGGCACAACAACUCAGGGAGCCAUCCUGCAUGGUAUGUCGGGAAUGUCAUGGUGCAGGAUUUACAGACAGAGCAGAAAUGUUAUUUUCUGUGCAACUCAUGGCUGGCCCUGGAUAUUGGUGAUUGUUCCCUGGAUAAAGUCUUUCCUGUUUCGACAGAGAUGGAUUUAAAGAGGUUCAGUAACUUGUUCUUUAUGAAGACUUCAAAGGAUUUCAGUGAUGGACACCUCUGGUACUCUGUGAUCAAUCGCCCACCGAGCAGCAACUUCACCUGUGUGCAGAGGGUUUCCUGUUGUUUUACCCUGCUGCUCUGUACCAUGCUUACCAGUGUCAUGUUCUAUGGCAUCCCAACAGAUCCCUCUGAGCAGACCAUGGACAUGGGUCUCUUUGAGUUUACAUGGCAACAGUUCAUGAUCGGAGUACAAAGUUCCCUCAUUAUGUUUCCCGUUAACAUCCUCAUUGUAAGCAUCUUCCGAAACACUCGUCCAAGGGAAACAUUUUGUUGCAAGCGCAAGACAAAAAAAACAGAUGCUGAACGGUUGUUUUUCUCUCAAACUAACACCGCCAACAUGAGUGUCAAUGUUACUUUGGACACUGUCAUUAUGAAUAUAAAAAGGGUUGCCCAAUCUCUGUCAAAGACCAUGAAAAGCAACAUCCCAUGCACAGAGUCCGAGUUUGGUCCUGCACAACAAGUUGAUAUCAAUGCUGUCCUUUCUACAGUGGAGCAAUUCAUCAAAAUGAAUAACAAGACCAGUGACACCGCCCAGCCUCAGCUAGCUGAGAACAGUCCUACUAUGCAUCAUGGGUCAACAGUGGACGGGAUUCAGAAGAAGAGCAACAAAACCCAGUAUUUGUACAGGCAGCUGUGUCACAUCGACAAACAGCUGAGCAUGCUGGGACCCUCCAGCUUCCCCAACCCACACAGCUACAGCCGGGCUCUGCAGCAGGUCCACGGCAUGAAGUUCUUCCUCGAAGAUCAGCUCUUUACAUUCGGCUUUAACAACCCAGAAGAACCCAAACUGAAGAAGUUGAGCCCUGAAGACAGCACUGAUGGUGAUGAUAAUAAGAAGAAAAGAGGGUGUUGUCACGGAGGGCUUCCAUGGUGGUUCAUUUUUGUUGGCUGGGCACUUAUGAUCGCAAGCAGUUUUGUUUCAGGAUAUUUCACAAUGCUGUACGGCUUGAAAUUUGGGAAGGAACGCUCUGCAAGCUGGUUGGUGUCCAUGAUUGUCUCCUUUUUUCAAAGUAUCCUCGUCAUUCAGCCCCUGAAGGUGAUAUUUCUUGCAAUCUUCUUUGCACUCGUAAUAAAGAAAGUGGAUGAGGAAGAUUUUGAAAAUGUGACGUUUGAAAGAAAUGAGAAAAAUCUAGGUGAUUGUAAGGAACCACAAGCAGUCAGACGAGAUAACAGUCUCUAUGUCCCUCCUGCUGCUGCUGACAUUGAGAAGAUGAAAAGAUACAAGAUUAUGGAACAAAAAGCCUUUGCCCUACUGAAGGAGAUUUUGACCUACAUAGGGUUUAUAUGGAUGUUGAUGCUGGUGGCUUACGGCGAGAAAGAUCCCAAUGCUUUUUACCUGAAACAACACAUCCGGGAUAGCUUCAGUACAGAGAUCACAGACAGCAUGAAUCCUGGAGAUGUGUUCACAUGGGCAAACACAUUGCUACUAAAAAACCUUUUUGGGGUUUAUCCAGGAUUUAUCACAGAUGGAAACUCCAAGCUAGUAGGCAAUGCCCGCCUCCGUCAGCUGAGAGUGCAGAAGAACUCCUGUCAAAUUGCAGGCUACAUGCAGCAGUUUGUACCAGACUGUCACGCGCCAUAUUCAUGGGACUUGGAGGAUAUGGGCUCCUAUGAUCCUGGCUGGAACCAUUUUGUUAAGGAGAAUGUCUCUAGAAGCACCGUCAGCCCAUGGAUGUAUCAAACACAGGCUCAGCUCAGGGCUCAUCCUUUCUGGGGCAAAAUGGUACUGUACAGGGGAGGCGGCUUUGUAGCGGAGCUCGGCCCGGAUUCACAAAAUGCCAGCCGCACCCUUGAGUAUCUGUUCAAGAACACUUGGUUGGAUGCAUACACAAGGGCAAUCUUUGUAGAGUUUACCAUCUACAACGCUAAUGUGAACCUCUUCUGCAUUGUCACACUCCUGCUCGAGACAACAGCUGUAGGAGCUUUUCAAUUUUACAGUGAGUUGCAGAGUGUUCGACUUUACCAUUCAACUGGUGGUCUUCACAUCUUUGUCAUGGCUGCUGAGAUCGUAUACAUGCUUUUCAUCCUCUAUUACAUGUUCCUGCAGGCCAAAUUAAUGAAACAGCAGCGGUGGGCUUACUUCAGGAGCAAGUGGAAUCUUCUUGAGCUGACUAUCAUACUAAGCUGGAGCACCUUGGCUGUCUAUAUUAAGAGGACCCUGCUUGGGAACCGUGACAUAACCUACUACCAAAAUCACAAAGACCAAUUUGCCAAUUUUUUUGAGACAGCCUCAGCAAACUCAGUGCUCCAAUAUAUGAUCGCUUUCCUCGUCCUGCUCUCCACUUUCAAACUGUGGCACCUGCUCCGACUUAACGCCAAGAUGAACAUGCUCACAGCUGCACUGCAGCGCGCCUGGAGUGACGUUUCCGGCUUACUUCUGGUCAUUGUGGUCAUGUUCGUGGCAUAUUCCAUUUCGAGCAACGUGAUUUAUGGCUGGAAGGUAUCCUCAUACAAAACUUUGACGGAUGCUCUCCUGACCCUCAUCAGUUUGCAGAUAGGCAUCUUUAAUUACGAUGAGGUCCUGGACAACACCCCUGUGCUUGGGGGAUUGCUAUUUGGAUCCUGUGUUGUUUUCAUGACGUUUGUGGUGCUCAAUCUUCUCCUAUCUGUGAUUCUUGUGGCAUUCCACCAGGAGCAAAUAUAUCACAAGUCCUCAGACGAGGAGGAGAUUGUCGACCUGAUGCUCAAGAAAAUCUGCAGUCUUUUCGGGAUCCCAUUUGAGAAUACAAAUGAAACCCCAACGCCUGAUCUGAACAAGGCUGAUGAGUCAACCAUUAACAACAGCAAAAAUAUCCUUAACAAUUCCUCAGUUGAUGUUAAUGUUUUUUAGACAGCUGAACAAACAGUUAAGAAAAUACAUAUCUCGCAUAUUGAGAAGUCAUCUUGAUAACUUCUCAAUAUGAGAUACAUCUGGUUAAACAUUGAAGUAGGAAACCGCUCACAUUCUUUACAUAUAAGGUAAUAAAAAGGUUAUCUUACAUACACACAUGUCUAUAUCAUACAUAUCUAUAGGCUAAUGGUCUUUAUUCAAAAACUCUAAAAUUGGAAUGUUAACUUGGCAUUACCUAACAGCACGUUGUAUAACGUCAUCCCUAAAUACACCAUACAGAUUUUAGUUGAACAAAAAGCAAAAAUAUAUACCUAUAUGUUGGUUUUAUUGUAUGCUUUAAUGGAUAAUUAUUAUUGUUUUUAUGUAUACAAAGUUUUUAUAAAUAAAUAUGUGUUUGUGAGAAUUGUAAAAUGUCAUGUAUUUGGUCAAUUAAA
Messenger RNA from Eleginops maclovinus (Patagonian blennie), 8299 nucleotides. Its product is annotated as polycystin-1-like protein 2. Gene Ontology annotation, cellular component: membrane. Lineage: Eukaryota; Metazoa; Chordata; Actinopteri; Perciformes; Eleginopidae. Gene Ontology annotation, biological process: detection of mechanical stimulus. Gene Ontology annotation, molecular function: calcium ion binding; carbohydrate binding; calcium channel activity. The record is from RefSeq and is a predicted model, not a curated record.